Messenger RNA from Closterium sp. NIES-67, 2680 nucleotides. The record is from the annotation of a GenBank genome assembly. Lineage: Eukaryota; Viridiplantae; Streptophyta; Zygnematophyceae; Desmidiales; Closteriaceae.
UUGAGCGUUUUCUUGCACGCAAGUUCCCCUCAGUAAAACGGUUUGGCAUGGAGGGCGGGGAGGCGCUGGUGCCAGGCCUGCUGGCGCUGCUUGGUCGAGCUGCUGGGAGCGGAGUGAAGUUUGUUGAGCUGGGCAUGGCGCACAGGGGUCGCCUGAGUGUGCUGCAUGCCGUGCUGGGAAAGCCCUGAGCUCCAUCCUGUCUGAGUUCAAGCCACCUGAAGUUUCACCUGAACUCUCUGAGCUGCUGCAAGUGGGCGACGUCAAGUACCACCUGGGUACUCGUUCCACACUCGAGUUUGAAGGCAACCAGGUGCACGUGUCGCUGCUGCCAACCCCAGCCACCUGGAGCUGGUGGAUCCAGUGGUGGUGGGCAAGGCCAGAGCCAAGCAGCUCUUUACCAACGACACCAGCAGGCGAUCUGUCAUGGGCUUGAUUCUCCAUGGAGAUGCGGCCUUCAGUGGCCUUGGCCUCGCUCCUGAGGUGCUGCAGCUGUCGGAGCUGCCAGAGUACACCACAGGCGGCACGAUCCACGUGAUCAUCAACAAUCAGAUCGGAUUCACCACGGAUCCCAAGCUCGCACGUUCCUCACCGCACCCCUCUGACUUCGCCAAGGCGGUAGGGGCGCCCAUAUUCCAUGUGAACGCGGAUGAUCCCGAGGCUGUGGCUCACAUCUGCUCGCUCGCUGCGGACUGGCGGCAGACAUUCGGCAAGGAUGUGGUGGUGGACCUCGUGUGCUACAGGCGACAUGGGCACAAUGAACAGGACGACCCCCGAGUGACCCAGCCCCUCAUGUACUCGCUGGUGGACAGCCACCCUCCGUGCCUCGGGCUGUACGCCAACCGGCUCCUGGCAGACGAGGUGGUCACGACUGAGGAGCUUGCCAGCUGGCAGACUGACGUGGAGGCUGAGUUUGAACGCGCCUUUGAGAACGCUAACAAGCAACAGCUGUCGCCACAGGAUUGGCUGGCCGCCAACUGGCAAGGGGAGGCUCUGGGUUCGCUGGUGAGUCAGCGCAAGAUUCAACCAACCGGCCUCCCCACGAAGACACUGCAGCGUGUGGGCGAGGCGCUCUGCACUGUACCGCCAGACUUCACCUUGCACCCUCAGGUGGCAUCUCUGCUGGAAAAUCGGCGCAAGAUGAUGGCAACUGGGGAGGGCAUUGACUGGGCCAUGGCAGAGGCUCUCGCCUUCGGCUCGCUUAUCCUACCGUUUGAUGCGUCAGUGGGUCAGACCCCUGACAGCAACCCGGCGCACGCCGUGCGGCUGAGUGGGCAGGACUGUGAGAGGGGCACGUUCAACCACCGCCAUGCCGUGAUGCAUGACCAAGUCACAGGAAAGCGGUACACCCCCCUGCAGCACCUAGCAGCGGGGCAGGAGCGGUUUCACAGUGGUGCAACUCGAGUCUGUCGAGGCAGCGGUGGCUAGGCUUUGAGUACGGCUUCAGCCUGGAGAACGAAAACGCCUAGUCUGUUGGGAGGCGCAGUUUGGGGACUUUGCCAACAACGCGCAGGCGGAUAAUCGACAACUUCAUAGUGAGCGGCGAGGAGAAGUGGAUGACGUCCACGGGGCUCGUCAUGCUGCUGCCGCACGGCUUCGACGGCCCAGGGGCCCGAACACUCGUCAGCGCGCCUUGAGAGGUACCUGCAGCUGGUGAACGAUGAUGCCGACCACCUCCCUGGCUACGGGCCGCACUUUGCCAGCCAGAUCGAGGCAGGGAUUCUCUGUGGCGGACCGAGACAACAAGGGCCACGUGUCACUGUCUGAUUUGCUCUCGUUCAUGGAGUCGCAGUACGGGCUGGGCCACGAUUACGUGACGGCGCUCGCUCACCAGAUGCACAUCGACAGCUCGAAUAAGAUCUCCAAGGCGGACUGGGAGGCGUUCAUGGUGCGCUGGAUGCGGCGCAAUGCCAGAGGGACAACAACCUCUGCGUCGUCAACCUCACCACUCCCGCCAACUACUUCCAUGCGCUCAGGCGCCAGGUUAAUCGGCACUUCUCCAAGCCCUGGUGGUGAUGGCACCCAAGUACCUAUUGCAUCACAAGCCCUGUGCUUCACCUCUCAGCCAUUUCACGUCGGGCACAUUCUUCCAGCCUGUGAUAGCUGAUGGGGACGCGGGGGACACAUGAGCCAUGCGCAUGGCGACAUGCUGAUGCCACCUGGCAAGAUGAAACGGCUCGUUUGUGCUCAGGGAAGAUUUACUACUCCCUGGCGCAUGCAAGGAGGGCAAGGAAGCAGUGGGAUGUGGGGCUGAUGCGCAUAGAGCAGAUAGCGCCCAUGGCGGUGGACCACAUGGCUCGGGUCAUCAACAGCCACUGCAACGCCGAGCUCGUGUGGGCGCAGGAGGAGCCCAAGAACAUGGGAGCAUGGCCGUACAUCAGGCCACGUGUUGCCACGCUAUUGCACAGUCUAUGUCCACAUCAUCCUGCCACGUCAGCACUCACACCCAUCCGCUUUGUUGGCCGUGCCCCCUCUGCUUCUCCAGCCACCGGUAGCUUUGCCAUCCACCAAUCGGAAACCAAAGCCAUCAUAGAUGCUGCACUCGCGUGAUUCUGGGUUAUAUAAGAAUGGUUUAACGUGUUGUUAAAAGGGUAUCAUGAGCUGCUGCCAUAAUUUAUUACUCGUUAGACGCUUGAGAAUCGUGGAUUGCUUUUUAGGCCCGAAAUCAAUCUCAGCAUAAGCC